Molecule: messenger RNA, 393 nt
Organism: Prunus armeniaca (apricot)
Lineage: Eukaryota; Viridiplantae; Streptophyta; Magnoliopsida; Rosales; Rosaceae
Source: the annotation of a GenBank genome assembly
AUGGCUUUGGGUCCCGAGCAUCCAGGGAGAGUGAGAGGGGUAGGUGCUGGGAUUUCCCCUAGGCAGUACUUCAAUUUACCCAAACAACAGAGGAUUAAGUUUGCAAAUCAUUUAAAGGAAAGUGUCAGACUUGUCCUUCAAGAAGAGACUAAGAAGAUGGAAGCUAGGUCAAGGGAAGAGACUUUAAGGAUGGAGGCUGAGAGGGAAAAUUUACUGAGUCAGCUUUCCCAACUCAUCCCCAAUUUUGAUCCAAGCAUGCUUAAACCUAAAACUAGCCCCUGUCAAAACCAAAGUCCCAAAAAUCCAAUGUCUGACAAAGCAAGCUGCUCUGGGGCUGAUGUGAGAUCCCUACAUUUUGAGGAUGACAUUGCCAAAAAUGGGGAACAACAGUAA